AGUACGUAUUAGUUUUUCGGAGGGUGUUAGCCAUCUUGAGAAGAGCCGGUGGCUGUCCAAAGAAAACGUUUCGUAGUGUCCGUGUAAACAGUGUAGACUAGUAGCCAUGGAUGAAGAAUACGAUGUCAUCGUUUUGGGUACAGGCUUGAAGGAAUGUAUCCUCAGUGGCAUGCUGUCUGUCAGUGGGAAGAAGGUCCUGCAUAUGGACAGAAACAAGUACUAUGGUGGCGAGAGUGCCUCAAUGACCCCACUUGAAGAUUUCUAUAAAUAUAAAGGACGGACAUAUCCAGGAGAUAAUGAAAAGUUUGGAAGAGGAAGGGAUUGGAAUGUUGACCUAAUUCCCAAGUUGUUGAUGGCAAAUGGCCAGCUGGUGAAGCUUCUCCUCCACACUAAGGUCACCAGGUACCUGGAGUUCAAGUCCAUUGAAGGAAGCUAUGUAUACAAGCAAGGCAAAAUCUACAAGGUGCCCUGCAAUGAAAAGGAGGCUCUUACUUCAUCUUUAAUGGGUCUGUUUGAGAAAAGGAGGUUUAAGAAUUUCCUUCAGUAUGUUUCGGACUUUAAGGAAGAUGACCCAAAGACCCACAAGGAUAUCAAUGUGAAAGGAACAGCCUUACAGCUCUAUGAAAAGUUUGGUUUGGACAAGGGAACUAUUGACUUUGCAGGCCAUGCCUUGGCUCUCUACCGAGAUGACAGCUACCUGAAUGGCCCCUGUGUGGACCUGAUCAAACGCUGCCAGCUGUACAGUGACUCCCUGGCCAAGUAUGGCAAGACCCCAUACCUGUAUCCUCUGUAUGGUCUAGGUGAACUACCACAAGGCUUUGCAAGACUCAGCGCCAUCUAUGGUGGAACCUACAUGCUGGACAAGGAAGAUGCUACAAUAGUGUAUGAGGAUGGGAAGGUGGUUGGCGUGUCUUCAGCUGGAGAGACAGCCAGGUGCAAGAUGGUUGUGUGUGACCCCAGCUAUGCCAAGGAGAAGUGUAAGAAAGUGGGAGAGGUGGUGCGUGCUAUAUGCAUAUUGAACCAUCCAAUUCCCAAUACUGCAGAUGCUUUGUCUUCUCAAAUCAUCAUUCCACAGAACCAAGUUGGACGUAAAUCGGACAUCUAUGUUUGCUGCGUGUCCUAUACCCAUCAAGUAGCUGCCAAGGGCUUCUUCCUGGCCAUUGUCAGUACAACUGUUGAGACAGAUAACCCAGAGGCGGAACUUAAACCAGGACUUGAUCUUCUAGGACCAAUUGUUGAGAAGUUUGUUGAUACUUCUGAUUUACUGGCUCCCACAGACGACGGAACUGAUAGUCAGGUGUUCAUCACCAAGUCGUACGAUGCAACUACUCACUUUGAAACCACUUGUGAUGAUGUCUUGGAUCGCUUUGAAAAAAUUACUGGUGAGAAGUUUGAUUUCUCAAGCGUCAGCCAAGUUGAUGAUCAACAGCAGGAAAACUGAACAAAACAAUGUGACUUUCACUGCAAUUAUGUUGCACAUUGGACAGUGCUUAUUCCACGUCAUUCACGACACAGGACCACACUGCCCAAGCUUCGGAGAAGAUCCACCAUCUUGGAAUGCUUAGAAACAGUGGUGCCCUGGUGAAUCUGCUUCGUCAAGUCUGGGUAGUCUCCCUUUGUCUGCCAUGUAGACCAGACAACAGUCUGAUCAUGUAACAAGCUCAUUGAGUUGAAUGUUUCCCACGGGAUGCUUCUAUUGGUGCAGCUGUCCUUUUUUAUGUUCGACCAUGUACUAUAAGCCCCGCUUGUUUUGUGUCCAAAUUGUUGGUCAUGUCAAGGUGUAUUAGGUGUUGUAAGAUUUUGUCUAAUAUUCUUGUUGUCUUCAAUCAUGUACAAGACAUUUCUGAAGACAUUUUACCCAGUGUAAGUGACUCGCUCUUUCUCUGUCUGUCAGAUGAAUUCUGGUUAAGUAGGUACAGAUGUUAUUGCUGCUUUGAUUAUUUUAUGCAUGCUUAGUAUCUACAACUUUGGAGUAGUCCCAUGACAUGAAAGUCUGUUGUGUUAAUGGUAAUUUGAUAAUGAAAGUGUCCAACUCUACUUCAUCCUAUCAAUAGAUACUGUUUUAGUAGUCAUUAUUUUAGCACACCAAGAAGUUGUUUCCCCCUUCCUCAAAUUCCAUAAGGUGUAUUUUAUUUUGUUAAACAGUACCAUGAUGUACAUGUAUUUAACUGCUGUAAUGAUGUGAAUAAACUCUUAAUAUAUGAAAUAAUUGCAGUUUCGUCAAUUGAUAUGGUAAUGGCAUAAUGCCAAGCUCAAAUUUGAAGACGUUGAUAAGUCGUUUUUAAAACAUCUUGAGUUACUUGGGACUAGGUCAGCAUGGCUUUCAUUCAUACAAAGGACGGCACCCCACCUGACGUGAAACCUGUUCAUACCGAACUGGGUAAUCCUAAUGUGGUCAUCAGAUUCUUGCACUUGAGAAGACCACGUAGAAAGCUUGCUAAGGGUGACGUUGUGAAGGUAUUGGGCUGGUGUCCCUGUGUUCAUGUAUAUUUCUGAUUCUGUUGCAUCUCUGUAAAUUGGAUCAUGAAGUAUAUACUACAGAUGAUUGAAUAUUUUGUUAUACUCUAUUUGCAGUGGUUGAAGAUUUUGGAAGCUUUAUAUUUUGUCAGCUGUUCAGUGUACAAACAUUCUGUGCAUAUUACAGUCUGAAGUAGAUAAGUCUAAGUAGGCUCGAACAACUACAAGUAUCACAUGCCAAAAGUGGUCUGUGGUGAACCAGUGCCAAAGGCAGUAUUUUAUGCAGUGGAACCUUUUUUGAAAACAAUUGUCCAAAUUGUUGAUUGUAACCCACAUGUACUUAAGUGAUUUAGGGUUUGGGAGAAGGAUGUUUUGUGAAUCAGUGCAUGGGAAUUUCAAACUUAUCUUUUACAGAGACCUUUUACAGACUGGAAAAUAUUAGUCAUGUAAUAUUUUCAAGAGUCGCUAGUUACUCUGUCUUUCGAUUCCGUAGUUUUUUCUGGCCCCAAAGUAAGAUAUGUUCAUGAAGCCUGUUUACCAUUCCUGGAUAAAUGGAUGAGAUUCAUUGUCACAGAUCAAUUCUGGAUAUGGUGCACUUGUUUUUGAAGGGUUUCACUCCAGCUGGUCCGUGCAAUAGUUUGAGAACCUGUGUAUGUUAAUAUGUACUAUAUCACCUUUCACUUUUGUUUAUUCGUCCAGACAUGUACUCUUUGUCUAAGCAGAUAAAAUUAGUAUGAUUCUGCUCUGUUGUUGACAAAUCCUGAUAUUUCACUCAAAAGGCUACCAAUGUACUUUGAGAGAAUUUUAGCUUUCAUUGACAUCCAGAUGAAUUUCUUGCGCAUGUAUGAGUAAAAUCAAGUCAUUGAUUAUUGUCAAUAAAGAUGUGAGUAUUGCUUUCA
Messenger RNA from Haliotis rubra (blacklip abalone), 3356 nucleotides. RefSeq names its product rab GDP dissociation inhibitor beta-like. The transcript has 11 exons. Gene Ontology annotation, molecular function: Rab GDP-dissociation inhibitor activity. The coding region runs from base 107 to 1441 and encodes 444 amino acids. Gene Ontology annotation, biological process: vesicle-mediated transport; small GTPase-mediated signal transduction; protein transport. Gene Ontology annotation, cellular component: cytoplasm. The record is from RefSeq and is a predicted model, not a curated record. Lineage: Eukaryota; Metazoa; Mollusca; Gastropoda; Lepetellida; Haliotidae.